AUGGGAUGCCUAGGAAUCACAGUGGUGCCCUUAGCUCUGGUCAUUCAAGCAAGCAAAGCCCCUCACCAGUACUUGACUUCUGCAGCCUCAGACAACCAGUGGAGCCAUUCGCUGUUUUCCUUGAUACCCUCAUGGCCAAAGAAGAUUUUGUUCAAACGAGAGUCUGAUGUUAACCACCAGCUGCCUGAAGAUGUGUCCAAUAUGUCACUGUCUUCUGAAUUUGGAAUAACCUUUGAGAAAUGUGGUAUGAUUGAUGUUGAGCAUGACCCUCAAACUGCAUACAUUAUGCUGAUGAUUAACAACACCAACACGUUGCUUGCAGCAAACAUUACAGAUCUUAUCCUCCUGGACAACAUCACUGGUCUACAUGUUCAAAAUACCAGUGGGAAUAAGACCAUAGAUGGCAUACAGAUUUACAGGAAAAGAUUCUUGCAAGGUGGAGAACACUUUACAAUCAACUACUCUGCACUUCUUGAUGCAAAAGAAACGUGGGAUGGAAGGGUCUUGUCACUGCCCGCAAAGCUAACUUUCAGGAGUACAUCACAGAAUAAAACACAUCUUGUAUCAUUGACAGCAUCAUUCACCAUAACUGAAGAAGAAAAGACUCAGACCUUGUACCACCAUGCCAUCACUGCUGCAGGGUUCUUCAUCGCGUUUUUCAUCUCCUUUGUAUUGACAUGUGCUGGUUUUUUCAUUGUUUACCGAACCCAAAUCUUAAAAUGGAGUUUCUGUAGUAAAAACCAGGAGAUGCAGCAUGAACUCAGCCAAAACCACAAAGCAGAGCAUUCUCAGUUUAAUUCAGGUGAUCUCUUUAGUGAAGAUAUAAUCAUGAACGACCAAGUCAUUGAUAUUCUGUUCUUCGAAGAACCUGGGAACAUGCUCCAGGCUUUAGAAGACUUGGAGGUUGCCAGCCUGACACGGGCAGAUGUUGAUCUGGAGACAUAUCGAACACAGAUAUGUAAGGAAGUGAUUGCUAUGAUGCUGAAGAACAUGGUCUUAAGUCACACUCUCUUUCCUCAUGUGGAGAAGAGGAUAAGUUCAAUUUUCAAAAAGAGGUUUCUUGUCAUGGAGAAGGAGAUUCAAGAGGAGUAUGAGAGGAAGAUGGUAGCUUUAACAGCUGAAUGUGAUCUGGAAACAAGGAAGGAAAUGGAGACUCACUGCCAAAAAGCAAGAGCUGCAAAUGAAGAGGCUGAGGAAUUAAUGAAGAAGAUUAAUGAAAAGCCUGCUGUGGAAUACAGGAGUCUUCUGGAUAGACUUCACAGACUGGAGCAGGAGCACCUGAAGAGAUUUCUUCUGGUAAAGCAGGAGGAAUAUUUUGCAAAGGCUCAUAGACAGCUGGCUGUUAUCCAGAGAAAGGAGCUCCACAGUAUCUUUUUUACACAGAUAGCAAACUGUGCUUUAAAGGGAGAACUGAAGUUGGAAGCAGCUAAAACAUUAGUGGAAGGUUACUCUAAAAUACAGGGUGACAUUGAAGAGCUAAUGGAUUUUUUGCAAGCUAGCAAGAAGUAUCAUCUGAAUAGAAGAUUUUCUUACAGAAAGUAUCUUAUUAGUAAGAUACAGUUAAGGGAUUCUCAAGUCUCUGCUCUUAUAAAUGCAGCAGCAGCCCAGAUACCAAGUCUCAUUAAUAAGAUGGAAAGAGCAGGUCAUCUCCCUGAAAGUCAUUUGGGAAUGCUGCUGGACCGCGCUGAGGCUGAAAUUAAUUUUGUUAAACAGAAAUUUGAUCAGGAUUUGAAACAAGAAAAGCAAAAGCUUCACCAGAAACUCAUUACCAAGCGAAGGCAGGAAAUGCUGCAAAAGAAAGAGCAUCAGAAGGAGCAGCUUUCACUUGGGGAUCCCUUCAAAACUACUAAGGAGAUCACUCACUACCUGAGCCACUGGAAAAAUCUUCUGAGUGAUCACACUGUUGAAUUUGAAGAGCUUACUGAAAAGCUUGACAAUGAGGCCAGUGAAGAGCUGAAAGAGCUUCUCUUUAGCCUAACAGAGAAAGCCAUUGAAGACCUUAAACGUGUUCAGUGUGGAGUGUUUGUGCAAGAACUGGUCAAGCUCAAUGUGCCAAAGUUGUUCCUGCUAGAAGCUGUGGAGGAGCAUAAAAAAGAGAUGGUUGUCAAACAUGAACAGCUUGAAAGGGAAGAGCAUGACAAGAGCAUGGCUGCUGAAGAGCUGCUUCAGCUCACCAGGCAGAAGCUAAGCCAAGAACUGGAAACAAACAUUUUGGAACAAAAGAAAUUAAGGAGCUGGGAGCAAUCAGUAUUCACGCAACUUCGUAAUUUACCCCUCUCACUGUCAGAAGAGGAAUUGCUGAGAAUGAGGCAAGAGUUGCACUGCUGCUUCUCUCAGGUGGACAGCAGCUUGGCUUGGCCCAAGAUAAGAGCAAGAACCUUGCUUCAGGCUUCUGAGGUGGAGCAGAGGGAUACGGAGAUGCUGAAAAUCGAUCAGAAUUUAGCAGUCACCAAUAAACAGCAGCAUUCUAAAAUGGGAAAAACAGGAUCCAGGAAUAGAAAUAAGAUAGAUAUUCUGAAGAAAUCUUUACAGGACAAAAUUUCAAUUUAUGAAAACUCAGUGAAGGAUGAAAAUUUGAAUAAGAUUAAGGACAAGUUGCUGCAUGAAAAAGAGAGUCACCUGCACGACCUGGAAAGUAAACUUGGAGAGUAUAUCACUUCCUUAGCCUUUCAAAAGACUGUUAAAAAGUCCAAAAUGCUGGAGCUGUAUACUGCUGUCAUAAAUGUGCAAGCUUUGCUCUUUGAACAACUGAGCGCAUCAAAAACCCUGUCAAAACUGGAAUGCAUUCAGAUUUUAGAAGCACAUAAUCCUGUGAUUGAAGAGCUUGACAGGAAGCUGGAGUAUGAGAUGUUGCAUAAGGAGUCAGCACAGCAGCAUCUAAUGAGUAGGCAGAGGUGGAUUCUGGAUGGUUUGGGACUUUCCAGUGAAGCUGCAGAAACGAAUGCAGAAAGACAUGUGACAAUUCUGCUAAGACAGGCCAUGAAUAAAUGUAGGCAAUUUAUAAAUCUGUACCAGCAAAACUUGAGAGAUGAGCAGUGGAAUUGCGUGGUGCUUGAAGAUCUCCUGGAAAAUGUAGAAAUGGAUGUGUUUUUGGCAAUUUAUAGUCAGGAGCUCCGUCUGGCAGGUUAUUUAGCUAAACUGACGAGGGUGCCAAUGGGGAUGCUGCACAGGGUCCUGAACUUGUUGCUGCCCUUCAGCUCACAAAGUGAGGUUCUUUCUGUCCUCGAUUCCAUCAGUAAAUAUUCAGAUGGUGUUGCUGAAAGUGACAGUAAUGCAGAAGAAUCUGGCAGCUGUAAGAAAAGGAAGAACCAAGAGUUGUGGCAAGCACUGGAGAACAAAGUAAGGCAAGAUCUGAUAAACAGAAGUUUAGAAAAGAUCCCUUCUCUAAGCAAGAGAAAAGACAGCUUGAUAAAGAAGAAGCAGCGUGCCCUUUUGGAAAAAGCAUCAUUCAUUCAUCUUGGAUGUUCACCUACACAUCACCCUGUGGAACAGUCUGAUCCAGCUGCUUCUUUGAACACUGCAGCUGCUGAAGCCAUAGAGCUAUUCAACACAGGGGAGAAGAUACUUUUGUUCCGUGAGCCAAGUGAUCCAAUACUUACUUUGCAUAAAUCUCCAAGGAAAAAGAAAAAGAACUUUCUUAAUUCUAAAAAGGCUGCUCGUGCAAACAUGGACUCAUGA
This is a messenger RNA of Acanthisitta chloris (rifleman), 3678 nucleotides long. RefSeq names its product Ellis van Creveld syndrome 2 (gene EVC2). Gene Ontology annotation, biological process: smoothened signaling pathway. Gene Ontology annotation, cellular component: ciliary membrane; plasma membrane protein complex. The record is from RefSeq and is a predicted model, not a curated record. The transcript has 21 exons. Lineage: Eukaryota; Metazoa; Chordata; Aves; Passeriformes; Acanthisittidae. Bases 1 to 3678 code for a protein of 1225 amino acids.